Messenger RNA from Penicillium cataractarum, 732 nucleotides. RefSeq names its product SDR family NAD(P)-dependent oxidoreductase. Gene Ontology annotation, molecular function: oxidoreductase activity. The transcript is spliced from 4 exons. The coding region runs from base 1 to 732 and encodes 243 amino acids. The record is from RefSeq and is a predicted model, not a curated record. NCBI's taxonomy places the organism in Eukaryota, Fungi, Ascomycota, Eurotiomycetes, Eurotiales, Aspergillaceae.
AUGGCAUCUUUCGAGGGCAAAGUCAUUGCCAUCACCGGUGCAGCGUCGGGUAUGGGACUUGCGACCGCGAAGUUGGUCGCAUCUCGUGGCGCAAUCGUGUCCAUGGCAGAUAUCAAUGAGGCCGCACUCCAAACGGCGAUCGGGUCACUACCGGGAAGUGAAAAGCAUAUCUAUACGAUAGUCGAUGUACGCGAUAGCAGUCAGGUAGAUUCCUGGAUUCAAUCGACUGUGGAUAAAUUGGGAAAACUUGAUGGCGCUGUGAAUAUGGCGGGAGUGAUUAGUCCGGCAAAGCCAAUCACAGAGACAACAGACGAGACUUGGAAUUUCAAUUUCGGUGUGAACUCGACUGGGCUGUUUUAUUGCCUUCGGGCACAGUUGAGAGCCAUGACUGCUGGAGGUAGCAUCGUUAAUGCAGCCAGUGCUUUUGGUCAGAUGGGGUCACCUGGAGUUUCCCCGUACUGUGCUAGCAAAGCAGCGGUUAUUGGACUAUCACGAACAGCAGCUAGAGAGAACAAAGAUAUUCGAGUCAACUGUGUUUCCCCAGGCUCCGUUAAUACUCCUAUGUCUCAGGGGGAAGAUCCUGAAGAUGUGAAGAGAGGCCUACAGGCAACAGCACAGAAGCGACGUGCAGAGCCAAUUGAAGUCGCAACCGUUGUGGCAUUCUUAUUGAGCGACGAGGCAUCCUUUGUGACGGGCGCGGUGUACAACGUUGAUGGAGGCUGGCUUUGUUAA